GUCUGGGUAUAUCCGCGACCUCUUGGGCACAGAGUACAUGGUCUACGAUUUGCUGUUGGCCCCAGCAGAUUUCGGACAAACUGCCAUGGCCAGACCUCGUCUUUUCACAGUGGCAUAUCGCAAGGACAAGGUCCAUGUGGUCACAAGCCCCGAACACGUUUUGCAGGAGAUUUGCCGGGUAGUUCACGCAAAUAUCGACAAGCAUCUGUCCAUUGCAGAUUACUGUUCUUUCACCCCUGUGGACGUGCUGCUCAAGGAGGAGAACCGGCUGCGUGCCAGGAUGAAGCUCCCGGCGGUGACACAUGUCAGCGAUGAUUGGAGCCCGGUGCUGUCCACCUUUGAAGCCAGGACCGCUUUGAGCUUGGCUAUUUCUUACACGUAG
Molecule: messenger RNA, 382 nt
Organism: Effrenium voratum
Lineage: Eukaryota; Dinophyceae; Suessiales; Symbiodiniaceae
Source: the annotation of a GenBank genome assembly